AUUUUUUUUAGGCGAUCACCGCCCGCUCCCUCCCCUCCCCCCUCCACCCUCUCUACCUUGCUCCCGCUUGUCGACAAUCGGACAUCGCAACCAUGGCCGACCGCUACAUCCCCGAGCACCGCCGCACGCAAUUCAAGGCGAAGAGCACCUUCAAGCCCGAGGAGCUGCGUCGCCGCCGCGAAGAGCAGCAGGUCGAAAUUCGCAAAGCGAAGCGUGAGGAGAACUUGGCCAAGCGUCGUGGUAUUGGCACUGGCGAGGACCGGCCCGGCGCCUCUUUGGGUGCCGCUCCCGACAGCGACGAUGAGAACGCUCCGAGCGAGACCCAGCUUAAUGAGGACCUCCCCCAGAUGGUCGCUGGCGUCUUCUCAGACCAGAUUGAUCUUCAGAUUCAGGCCACCACCAAGUUCCGGAAGCUGCUCAGCAAAGAGCGGAACCCUCCCAUUGAGGAAGUCAUCAAGACCGGCGUCGUGAGCCGUUUCGUCGAGUUCCUGCGGUCUCCCCAUACCCUUGUCCAGUUCGAGGCUGCCUGGGCUCUCACCAACAUCGCUUCCGGCUCGGCCUCCCAGACGCAGGUGGUUAUCGAGGCAGGCGCCGUGCCCAUCUUUGUCGAGCUUCUCAACAGCCCCGAACCCGAUGUCAGAGAGCAGGCCGUUUGGGCCCUGGGCAACAUUGCAGGCGACAGCCCGCAGUGCAGAGAUUACGUCCUGAGCCAAGGCGCCCUGCGCCCCCUGCUCAACCUCCUCGGGGACAGCCGCAAGCUUAGUAUGCUCCGGAACGCUACUUGGACUCUGAGCAAUUUCUGCCGUGGCAAGACACCCCAGCCGGAUUGGAAUACGAUCCAACCCGCUCUCCCCAUCCUCGCUAAGCUUGUGUAUUCCCUGGAUGACGAGGUUCUGAUCGACGCCUGCUGGGCUAUCUCUUACCUGUCGGACGGCUCGAACGACAAGAUCCAGGCCGUUAUCGAAGCGGGCAUCCCGCGCCGGCUUGUCGAGCUUCUGAUGCAUGCGUCGACCUCUGUGCAGACCCCCGCUCUCCGGUCUGUCGGUAACAUUGUCACGGGCGACGACGUGCAGACCCAGGUCAUCAUCAACUGCGGUGCUCUUCCCUGCCUGCUGUCGCUCCUGAGCAGCAACAAGGACGGGAUCCGCAAGGAGGCUUGCUGGACCAUCUCCAACAUCACCGCUGGCAACUCGGCGCAAAUCCAGGCUGUCAUCGAUGCCAACAUCAUCCCUCCUCUUAUCCACCUGCUCACCCACGGCGACCUCAAGACUCGUAAGGAAGCAUGCUGGGCGAUCAGCAACGCCACGUCUGGCGGUCUGCAGAAGCCCGAACAGAUUAGGUACCUGGUCAACCAGGGAUGCAUCAAGCCGCUCUGCGACCUUCUUGCUUGCCCCGACAACAAGAUCAUCCAGGUUGCGCUGGAUGGCUUGGAGAAUAUUCUCAAAGUCGGAGAGCUCGACAAGCAGGCCGCGGGCGAGGGCGCCGACGCGAUUAACCGUUAUGCGCUGUAUAUCGAGGAGUGCGGUGGCAUGGAGAAGAUCCACGAUUGCCAGACCAACGCCAACGAGGAGAUUUACAUGAAGGCCUACAACAUCAUCGAGAAGUACUUCUCGGACGAAGACGAGGCUGCGGAUGAUGCUAUGGGUCAGAACCAGCAAUUCGGCUUCGGUGCCGCGAACGGCGCUCAGCAGGGUGGCUUCAAUUUCGGCGCCAACGGCGCUGAAUCGAUGGAUAUGUAAGGAAGUUAUGGCCAAGAUGAAAUACGAUGGGCUGCUGGCGAUGCGAGGGACUGGCCCAACGCGCUCCGUGCCGUUCCGAAGCCGCCCACACCCCUUCGUUUAUCCGAGCCAUGCAACACCAGCGUUCCCGCCGUCCCGCGGCGUUCUCGUACCAGAUUGCUGAGAGAGAUGGCACGUCUAUGCUUUCGGUUGACGCCACACACCCCUUAUCCCCCCAAAUCAUACCCUCGACACAAUCCCCAUCACACACAGCCCUACAAGCUUUACCUUUAAUUUUGUUUUAUCGACAGCUCAACGGAAUGACAGCAUAGAGGGAGCGGCCAGGUCCUUUGGUAGCUU
Messenger RNA from Thermothelomyces thermophilus ATCC 42464, 2078 nucleotides. RefSeq lists its product as uncharacterized. The coding region runs from base 93 to 1739 and encodes 548 amino acids. The record is from RefSeq and is a predicted model, not a curated record. Gene Ontology annotation, molecular function: protein binding; nuclear import signal receptor activity. Gene Ontology annotation, cellular component: cytoplasm; nucleus; nucleoplasm. The transcript has 3 exons. Gene Ontology annotation, biological process: NLS-bearing protein import into nucleus. Lineage: Eukaryota; Fungi; Ascomycota; Sordariomycetes; Sordariales; Chaetomiaceae.